Molecule: messenger RNA, 1099 nt
Organism: Brassica rapa (field mustard)
Lineage: Eukaryota; Viridiplantae; Streptophyta; Magnoliopsida; Brassicales; Brassicaceae
Source: RefSeq, a predicted model, not a curated record
AAUCUUCAUUUCAUUUUUAUAUUUUGUUAUCCUGAUUUUUUUUGUUGAUAUACCCUAUCGGCUUAGAUCCGGUCGAUCUCGGGAGAGAAAUUGUCAUUCUGAUUAAAGUGCAUAGAUCUAUUGAUUCCUAGAAAUGAAUCCGUUGAAUCUAGCCACCACAAGCUCACCACCUCCAGUUGCUAAUGAUCUCUUGGUGAAGCGAAAGAGAGGCCGUCCACGCAAAGAUGAAACCACAACACAGCCUCAACAAGAAAACGUUAACCUGGUUGGUAAGACGGUUACUGCUGUGAUCGCAGGAUCUUUCGACAAGGGGCACAUCGUCAAUGUCAAGGUGAACGACAGUGACACGGAACUGAUAGGUUUCGUGUUCAAGAAGGGAAAAGUCACUCCGGUAGCUCCUGAAAACGACGUGGCUCCUCAUGUUAAAAUGUUCGCGAAAGAAGGAAUCAAGAACCAAACUGAUCUCCCUCCUAAUGAUCAACCAGUGAAAGAUGUGGAGAUCUGUGAAUCUGCUCGACCGUUGUCUCUAGUGCCGUAUCAGAGCGAUGACGAAGAACCCAAGGAAGCUGUGGUGGAGGAGAGAGAUGGAGUUAUGGAAGAAGGAGAAGCUGCGACUCCUUUGCUGGAGAUUUUUCCAACUCCGGAGGCGACCGUGGUGGCUUCUCAACAGAAUCUUGCCUUGGCACAGAAAGAAGAGGCUACAGGUGAGGCUCGUGGGUUUGGUGUUGAGGAACCUGUUGGUCCGGUAGAGAAAGUGCCGCAGGAGCUUAGGCUAGAGCUUGGGAACAAGAUGAUAAUGAGUGGAGACAACAAAAAUGGAACAGGUCCUAACACAUCUGUGUCCAAGAGUGGCUUCAUAGCGAAUUUGCUUGAAGGAGAAGGCAAGAAGGUUGACUGUGCCAUGGAGGAAGAAGCAGCUCCAUCAGUUCCUUAGUUAACAAAAUGAACACCGUUCUGUUAUUUUAUAUUUUAAGACUCCCCAUUGCCUAUUCCGUUUUUUUUUUCUUGUUUUAGUUGUUUGUUUAAAACAUAUUUGUGUUCAGUGUUUGUUGUAAAACUAUUUCUUCGUCUGGUUAUUCAAGCAUUUGUUUCCUUUAAA